Paralichthys olivaceus (Japanese flounder) is the source of this 2137-nucleotide messenger RNA. RefSeq names its product sodium- and chloride-dependent GABA transporter 2-like. Gene Ontology annotation, biological process: sodium ion transmembrane transport. Gene Ontology annotation, cellular component: plasma membrane. Lineage: Eukaryota; Metazoa; Chordata; Actinopteri; Pleuronectiformes; Paralichthyidae. The record is from RefSeq and is a predicted model, not a curated record. Gene Ontology annotation, molecular function: gamma-aminobutyric acid:sodium:chloride symporter activity.
GACAGUGACUAUAUAAGAGCCGCUGUCACGUCGAGACUUUGCACAUUUCCAUUUGCAUGAUUGCGCACAGAAAUAAGCCCAAGCAGCACAGCGCCUUUGGGAAACUGUAACGAGCGAUGACGAAGAACGGAAAGAAUGGACAUGGCGCGUACGCCGCUGCUGUGCCAAACGGAUACGCACAGAGACCCAAAGAGCUGGAGGGACGGGGAUACUGGGGAUCCAAGGCUGAGUUCAUCCUGACUGUGAUGGGCGCGAUCAUCGGACCUGGGAACGUGUGGAGGUUUCCUUACCUGUGCUACAGAAACGGCGGAGGUGUAUUCUUCAUCCCAUACGUCUUGUUUAUGUUCACAUGCGGUAUCCCACUUUUCUUCCUUGAGACUGCCUUAGGACAAUACACCAACCAGGGGGGAAUCACGUGCUGGAAAAAGAUUUGUCCACUUUUUCAGGGCAUGGGCUUUGCCAGUCACUUAAUCAUCGCAUUUAGCGCAACCUCCUACAUCAUCAUCAUGGCGUGGGCGUUCUUUUACCUCUUCUUAUCAUUCAGCCAGGAUUUACCCUGGGCUUCAUGUGGACACUACUGGAACACAGACUCGUGCUUGGACUUUAACCAUCAAAACCUGAGCCUCAGCAUGAUGGCCAAAGAGAACAGCACUCUUCCUGUUGUGGAGUUCUGGCAGCGGCGAGUUUUGAAACUCUCCAAUGGAAUCGAGGAAGUGGGCAGCCUGAGGUGGGAACUGGUCUUGUGUCUCAUCCUGACAUGGGUCAUCUGCUACUUCUGCGUUUGGAAGGGCAUCAAGUCCACAGGAAAGGCAGCCUACUUCACAGCCACCUUUCCCUUCUUAAUGCUGUUUGUUUUGCUGGUACGCGGAGUUACUCUACCUGGGGCAAUGGAUGGAAUCAUUUACUACCUCUACCCUGACAUCUCUCGCCUUUCAGACCCCCAGGUGUGGAUGGAUGCUGGCACUCAGAUCCUUUUUUCUUAUGCCAUCGGCCUUGGGUUCCUGACCUCUCUUGGGAGUUACAACACUUACAACAAUGACUGUUACAGGGACUGUUUCUACUUGUGUCUGCUGAACAGUGUCACCAGCAUCGUGGCAGGCUUUGCCGUCUUUUCUGUUUUGGGUUUUAUGACAAAUGAACAAGGAGUGGAUAUUUCGGAGGUGGCAGAAUCUGGACCAGGGUUGGCUUUCAUUGUCUUCCCACGUGCAAUCGCCAUGAUGCCCAUGCCUCAGGUGUGGUCAGUGUGUUUCUUCGUCAUGAUUAUUCUGCUCGGACUGGAUAGUCAGUUUGUUGGGCUGGAGUGUUUGAUGACAUCACUAGUUGAUCUGUUCCCAGCUCACCUGCGCCAGGGUUGUAGGCGUGAGCUGCUUUUGCUGGCUAUCUGCACUUCCUGCUGUCUGCUGGGACUCUUACUGGUAACAGAGGGAGGGAUGUACCUGCUCCAGCUGUUGGAUCAUCAUGUCUGCAGUGGCACCACGCUGAUCCUCCUCUCCCUUUUUCAGUCUGUCAGCAUCGGCUGGGUCUAUGGUGCUGAUCGUUUCUAUAACAACAUCACAGACAUGAUUGGUUAUCGUCCAUACCCAUUAAUGAAAUACUGCUGGUGCUACAUUACUCCCAUCACCUGUUUUGGCACCUUCAUCUUCUCUAUUGUCAAAUACUCCCCGCUGAAGUUCAAUAACACGUAUGUUUAUCCACUGUGGGCCAACAUCUUGGGCUGGUUCAUUGCCACCGCCUCCCUCUCCCUCAUUCCACUGUUUGUGUUAGUGAAAGUGCUGCAGGGAAAAGGCACUCUACGACAGCGGCUCAUAUUGCUCUGCCAGCCUGUGGAUGACCUCCCCUGGAAUCAAAAAUGUCCCCCUGCACCAGGAACCAACAGCACUGCUGUCUACACAGCAGAGCUAAAACCUUUAUCUAACACUGCAGAAGUCAUUCAAUGAGCACUAACAAGUUGUUUAGGUGAAUCCUACUCUGCAAAUGAGUGUGCAGGUCCUCUGGUCUUGUUAUCGUCAAACUGAUAAGAGUUAGACACGAGAAAGCCCAAAAAAGAGAAUGUUCAGUAAUGAUUUACUGUAGACAUCUUAUACCUUGACAAGCACUCUUAAAGGUGCAGUGUGUAAAAUUUAAGUGAAAGGGAUCU